GUUAGUGAGAGAGAGAGAGAUGGGGAGGAGGAUACUGAACGACGCGUUGAGGACGAUCGUGAAUGCGGAGAAGCGAGGGAAAGCUUCUGUGGAGUUGAAGCCUGUCUCUACCGUUAUGUCUUCCUUCCUCCGAAUCAUGAAGGAGAAAGGUUACAUCAAGAACUAUCAAGUCCAUGAUCCGCACAGAGUUGGGAAAAUCACUGUUGAUCUACAAGGAAGGGUUAAUGAUUGCAAAGCUCUCACUUACAGGCAAGACGUCAAGGCUAAAGAGAUUGGGCAGUACACAGAACGCACUCUUCCAACCCGCCAGUGGGGUUAUGUUGUGGUUACCACUCCUGAUGGCAUUUUGGACCAUGAAGAUGCUAUCAAGAGGAAUGUUGGUGGUCAGGUCCUAGGUUUCUUCUAUUAAAAGAGAUCGUAAUCAUUUGUCUGGCUUACUUGUUUGUUUCUUGCACUUGUACUUUGAGCAAAAUGGCAAAAAUAUAAAACAAAACUUUAAUCUGUUGUGAUAAUGUUUCCAUUGUUCUAUAAUAUCUUUAGCUUUCUGUU
Messenger RNA from Brassica rapa (field mustard), 549 nucleotides. Its product is annotated as 40S ribosomal protein S15a-2. Gene Ontology annotation, cellular component: ribosome. The record is from RefSeq and is a predicted model, not a curated record. Gene Ontology annotation, molecular function: structural constituent of ribosome. Gene Ontology annotation, biological process: translation. NCBI's taxonomy places the organism in Eukaryota, Viridiplantae, Streptophyta, Magnoliopsida, Brassicales, Brassicaceae.